Lycium barbarum (goji berry) is the source of this 733-nucleotide messenger RNA. Its product is annotated as small ribosomal subunit protein cS23-like. The coding region runs from base 100 to 603 and encodes 167 amino acids. The record is from RefSeq and is a predicted model, not a curated record. The transcript is spliced from 2 exons. NCBI's taxonomy places the organism in Eukaryota, Viridiplantae, Streptophyta, Magnoliopsida, Solanales, Solanaceae. Gene Ontology annotation, molecular function: structural constituent of ribosome. Gene Ontology annotation, biological process: translation. Gene Ontology annotation, cellular component: ribosome.
UCUUCUACUACCUUAUCCAUUUCUGUUAUCAUCUCAAAUUCUCUAUACACUUCUUUUUAAGGCCACUAUUAUCCUACUUCAUUUUCCCAAACAGGAAACAUGUUAUCAAUGUCAGUUCAAUCUAGCUUGAAGAGCAAUUUGAGUAUCCCUUCUUUACCUUCACAAAAUCCCUCUCACAAAUCCUUCAAAUGUUCUUUCUCUUAUGUAAACAACACAGUUUCAACAAGAAGAAGAAUUCAUAAGCUUUUUGCUUCAUCAGCAGUUACAGAAACAGAACCAGUUGCAGCUGAGACUUCAGAGCCUGCUGUUCAAGAAGUUGAGAAGUCUGAUAUGAAGAAAAAGGUAAUUGAGAAGCCAAGGCUGGUGUUAAAAUUCAUAUGGAUGGAGAAGAACAUAGGACUUGGCCUUGAUCAAGUUCUACCAGGCCAUGGCAGUGUACCAUUGAGUCCAUACUUUUUUUGGCCAAGGAAAGAUGCAUGGGAAGAGUUGAAAACAACACUAGAGAACAAGCCAUGGAUAUCACAGAAACAAAUGAUUAUUUUGCUUAAUCAAGCAACUGAUAUCAUCAACUUGUGGCAGCAGAGUGGUGGCAAUUUGUCCUAAUUGUUUUGGUAUUUAUUUGUAGGCUUAUGAUUUCAAGUUCUGUUUUGUUUUGUUUGGGAUAUGCCCUCUUCUUUUAAGUGUACCAUAGUGAAGGAGAACAAUGAGAAAAAGAAUUGUCAUUUUUAUUUCA